Lates calcarifer (barramundi perch) is the source of this 6603-nucleotide messenger RNA. RefSeq names its product xylosyltransferase 1-like. Gene Ontology annotation, cellular component: membrane. The record is from RefSeq and is a predicted model, not a curated record. Gene Ontology annotation, biological process: chondroitin sulfate proteoglycan biosynthetic process; heparan sulfate proteoglycan biosynthetic process. NCBI's taxonomy places the organism in Eukaryota, Metazoa, Chordata, Actinopteri, Centropomidae. Gene Ontology annotation, molecular function: protein xylosyltransferase activity.
UUAUUCAUUUUAUGGGUUGUUUGUUUGUUUUUUGCUGAAUUUAAAUAUUCUGACAGACUGGGUUAUUAUUAUUAUUAUUAUUAUUAUUAGUAGUAGUAGUAGUAGUAGUAGUAGUAGUAGUAGUAGGAGGAGGAGGAGGAGAGGUGCUGGUGGUAGUAUUAGUAGGGAUAUUAGUAUUAUUUGCAGGAUUAAUUGUAUGGUGUUGGGGUGGGGGUUGGGGGGCCGCAGCCCGGGGCCGCAGAGAUCCUGGCUCCGGCUCUUCGCUGCUUCUCAAACCGCAGCGACGUCAUUUGCUCUAAAUGAGAAAAUAAACGUUUUCUCUAAACUGUUGACUCCGUUGGCCACAGGAGGGCCCCCUGUCCCCUGUGCCGCCUGCAGACCUCCACACCUCUCUCCUCAUUUCGAGCCUUUGCCAAAUUCCCUCCUCCUCCUCCUCCUCCUCCCUCCUCCUCCUCUCUGCCUGCCAGUAGCUCCUCUCAGGCCGCGGAGGGGAGCGCUCAUACCCCGCUGUCGGCGUUUAGCGGAUGGGGCUCUCAGCUUGAGCCGGAGGGAGGAGGAGAGAGAUGAACGGUAACCCGUGUGCCCGCAGGCUGGCCCGGCGCUCCAGGUCCGCCCUGCUGCUCGCCGCUCUGGCCGUCCUGCUGGUCCAGACCCUCAUCGUGUGGAACUUCAGCAGCCUGGACUCUGCGGGCGGGGACGGAGGCGCCAGGAGCCGGGAGAAGAGAGAAGACCGAGCCGGGGGGCUCAACAAAGCCGACGGGGAGCACCCGCGGAGGGGGCUGCGGAGGACGGGCGACCCGCCGCCGCCGCCGCUGCUCGGGAAGGCGGCUGUUCGGCACAAGCUGCAGGCGGACGUCUACCACUCCCACCGCCCUAAAGAGAAACUUCGCCUGGACAGCAACAAUAACGAGAACUCGGUCCCCAAAGACUUUGACUCCAUCGACAGCAACAGCAACCUGGGAGCGCAGUCCCAGCACCAGCGGGCGCCGGUCGGAAACAGCAAACGAAAGCUGGACAAGGCCCAGGUGCAGAGCAUGCUGGGAAAAUCCCCCAACGAGGUCCUGAAGUUCCCUCCCCUCCAACCCAGAGGGAUCGGGCACAGUCACAACCGUACCCACAUCCAUAAACCCCACCCGCAGGCGCCCACCGCCCCCGCGCCGGCCCAGGAGGCCAAUCAGGAUCCGGCGCUCCAGCAGUCGAAGAAGCCGUCCGGUCCGGAGCCGAGGAAGGAGCAGCCGCAGUGUGAGAUCGGCGGGAAGGAAGCCAUCUCCGCUCUGUCCAGAGCCAAGAGCCGGGAGUGUCGGCAGCAGAUAGUGGAGGUGUACUGCAAACACAAAGAGGGGGCGCUGAUGCCCGAGAGAGUGCCUCGAUACUGCCCCAGAGAAGGUAAGGCUAACGUGAACGUACAGUGGGACGAGGACCCCGCAGACGCUGCCCAGCCAGUGCCUGUACGCAUCGCCUUCGUCCUGGUCGUCCACGGCCGAGCCUCGCGUCAGUUCCAGCGUCUCUUCAAAGCCAUCUACCACACCUCGCACUACUACUACAUCCACGUAGACCAGAGGUCCAGCUACCUCCACAGAGAGAUCCUGUCUCUGUCCAGCCAGUACCCAAACGUCCGGGUCACUCCUUGGCGGAUGGCCACCAUCUGGGGCGGGGCCAGCCUGUUGACCAUGUACCUACGCAGCAUGGAGGACCUCCUCAAAAUGGCCGACUGGUCCUGGGACUUCUUCAUCAACCUGAGCGCUGCCGACUACCCCAUCAGGACCAACGAACAGCUGGUGGCUUUCCUGUCAAAGUACCGCAGCAUGAACUUCAUCAAAUCUCACGGCAGAGACAACGCACGUUUCAUCCGGAAGCAGGGCCUGGACCGUCUCUUCUACGAGUGUGACACCCACAUGUGGCGUCUCGGCGACCGCAAGAUCCCAGACGGCAUCGCGGUGGACGGAGGCUCUGAUUGGUUCCUGCUCAACCGGCCCUUUGUGAAUUAUGUGGUCAACUCCCGAGACGAGCUGGUCAGCAGCAUGAAGCGCUUCUACGCCUACACACUGCUGCCAGCGGAGUCAUUUUUCCACACCGUGCUGGAGAACAGCGCCCACUGUGAGACCAUGGUGGACAACAACCUCCGGCUCACCAACUGGAACCGCAAACUGGGCUGUAAGUGUCAGUAUAAGCACAUCGUGGACUGGUGCGGCUGCUCGCCCAACGACUUCAAACCUUCAGAUCUGCCUCGAUUCCAGCAAGCGUCCAGACCCACCUUCUUUGCCAGGAAGUUUGAGGCCAGCGUCAGUCAGGAGAUCAUCAGCCAGCUGGACUCCUACCUGUUUGGAGCGUAUCCCUCGGGCACCCCGGGCCUCCAGGCCUACUGGGAAAACAUCUAUGAACAGGACACGGACGGGCCUGCCAGCCUAUCAGACUCCGCCCUCAGCCACUAUCACGCCUUCGCUCGUAUGGGAUUAUCCCGCGCUGCCAGCUCCCUGCAGGGUCAUCCCAACGACAACAGCUGCAGGUACAUGGCCAUGAACCACCCGGUGUCAGUCCACCUCUACUUCCUGUCAGACCAGUUCCAGGGCUACCUCGUGCGUCAUGUGGCCACCAACCGAGCCUCCACCCAGCUGGAGAGCCUGGAGACCUGGGUGACACCCAGAGACCACUUCACCAUGGCCAGCCCCCCCCCUCCCACCAACAGGCUGCAGCACGUCCAGGUGGGGACGGACUGGGAUCCUAAGGAGCGUCUCUUCAGGAACUGGGGGGGUCUGCUGGGUCCAGAGGACGAGCCCGUGGCCGUGCAGCGCUGGAGCCGAGCUCAGAGCAACCUGACGGCCACCGUGGUGUGGGUCGACCCCACCAACGUCAUCGCCGCCACAUACGACAUCCUGGUGGACGCCUCCGCUGAGGUCACCCACUACCGGCCGCCGCUCACCGCGCCGCUGAGGCCCGGCGUGUGGACGCUGAGGGUGCUGCACCACUGGAGCCCGCUGGGCCAGACCAGCUUCAUCGUGGCUCCGCUGGAGUUUCACCGACAACAGCCCAUACAGCAAGAGGACGCUCUGCGGCUGCACGCCGGCCCGCCCAGGAACUCCUACAUGGAGCAGAGCUUCCACGGCCUCAACCCGGUGCUGCGGCUGCCGGUGAGCCUGGGCGCCGUGGAGGAGGCCGAGGCCAACGCCGGCCUGACGGGGGCGCCGCUGCGUCGCUGGCUGGACCGGCUGCUGGAGGGCCACUGGUCGGCCUCGGACGUGUGCUCGAUGGGCCCCAGCGCCUGUCCCGUCAUGCAGCGAUGCCGCCACACCGUCUGGAGCUCCGCCAGCCCCGACCCCAAAUCUGAACUGAGCCCACCCAGAGACGACGGACGGAUCAGGUAGCAGACGGACGGACUGAUGGAGGAGAGGAACAAAUGAAGGAAGGCACAGAGCUGAUGCCAUUUUAGUGUCGUAUUUAUUUAUUUAAAGUUUGUGAAUGAGGAGAGAGAAGGAAGGAUGGAAGCACAGAGGCAGCGACGAGAAGGAGAGGAACAGACUCAGUCCUCAGUCUGCUGCUCUCACUGAUGUUUGGGACUACAAACUGUGUGUGUGUGUGUGUGUGUGUGUCAGAAGAACUGUAUACCUCUACGCUGUGUGAGUGUGUUUUACAUGUCGAGAGGCUGAGGCUGUUUCCAGUCAUCCUGCAGCUGCCCUGGAAACUUUGUUUUUUUAAAGUCAACAGUUCAUAUUGUUUAACUGUUACUAUCUCGUCAUCUCAGUAACAAAAGCAGAAGAUUCUGUGUGUGAAUCCAGAGGCCGGUUAUUCAUUCAUCUGGAGAGAUAAUGGGUCUAAAAAAGUUAUUAACCACAGAUGUUCUCACACAGAGCCAGAGAGGUUUCUGAUAAAUUUUUGCACACAACAUACUUAUAUUAUUCCUUCAGUUUGGUUAGCCCAAAAUUAAACAACCAGUAACUUAAAAAGUACAAUAUUUGCCUCCAUACAAGUACCUCAGAGUUUUAUUUAUUUGAGUAAACUACCUAAAGAAGUUACUGAAAACUUUCCCCAUUCACACCAGUCAGCUGUGUGUGUGUGUGUGUGUGUGUGUGUGUGUGUGUGUGUGUUCUCUCUUGUUUUUCUUUGUGUGCCAUGUCUGAAUCUUUCAGACCGCCUGAGACUUGAAGAGAUUCACCUCCUGUUUCCUCUUUUCUUUUAACGUCACUCAUCUUUUAUUUGCUCUUUGCUGUAGGAACUGAUGUGACUGUGUCAAAGCAAACAACUGCUAUGUGAGUAAUUUAUUAAGAAGUUUAUAUAAAAACAAGUUAGUUUCUUUUUUUAAUUACGUGUCUAAUUCACUGACUAGUAUUUGAUAUGCUGAUUUUUGGUGCAGCAGAGGAGAUUAGUUUUGUGCCUUUGUUUCUAAAGGCCCUGUCAGGACUGAUGGUGGAUGUCUGCCUCGGUCAGUUUUAAAUCGAUAUCAGCAGAAUUAAACGGCCUCCUCUCCUCACUGCUCUGUGACUUCUCUGCUCACAUUUCAAACAAGUUUAUCACAGCCGCCGUGCUCAAACACAGCUGCAUUUUAAACCAGGGAGGUUGUUUUUAUGAGUCAGUUCAGUUUGUCUCUGUUGAUAUUGGAAUAUUUCAUAUGAAGAACUUUUAACAGAACUUCCUGUGGGUUCAGUGUUGAGGGGAGGAGGCCGCUCACGACGUUUAGCUGCACCUUUAGGUUUCCAUGCUGCUCACUGAUGGAUGUUGUGCCCAGACAGCUGCAGACAGCAGCAAAUAUUUAUACCAGGUCUGGGUUGCACCAGUAAGCAUGAAGAGUUACCCUAUGUCCAGUCAGCUCACAGUGAUACAGACUGAGGGGAGGCUGCAUUAUUAUUAUAAUAUUUGUUUGACUGUAAAAAUGCACACAGCGAGCUCUAGUGAAACAGUCCCAGCUCCACAGGGUUCCUCCAUGUCUACAAGUCAGAUUUUCCAGGGGAAACAGGCUCUGUCCAAAGGGAACAGCAGCUCUAAAGCUCACUGAUCAACAGGACACAGCAAGACUCAAGGAAGUCACUGCACCGAGCCAAAAGUCAGUCCAGCACACGACCCACACGUUGUCAUUUAUACACCUCAGUUUUUGUACAGUGAACAGUUUAAAUAUAAAAUGUUAGUCAGUGAGUUUCAGAGGACAGAGCCUAGCUAGCUCUCUGUUUCCAGUCCAGUGCUAAGCUAAGCUAACAGCAAGAAAGCUAGUGUGAGUACUUUUUAAGUAACUACAGCCUGGCCUAACUCUACAUAGAUGGUGUUCAUAUUUCCAACAUUUACCACAGUGUCACUCACAGAUUAAUCUAGAUAUGUGAAUUAGGAUUUUAAGACUAAAUGGUGCAAGAUAAUCUCAUUUAACAAAUUCUAAUACGUAGUGGUGCAGUCCAUCUUAGUUAUUGUUCGUUACCAUAAAAAGGGAUGUUUAAUAUUUCACUAAAUGAUUGCAGUGUGUAGUUACCAUGUACAGUGAUAAUACUGGGACCAGAACUGGAGACCGGUGAAGUUUAGAAAGCUCAUGGCGAACAGUCACCACUCACAGGACACAAACAGUACGUCGUAUUUAUUCUAGAAAAGAUUGUGGCUGUUUUCUCUAAUUGAUUAUUUGAAAUGAUGGAGACAUGGUGCAGAUGUUUGGUUUGUUGAGCAGUCGGCUGCUGUUUGACCUUAUCACAGCUACUCUCUGUUGAACAGCAGUAAACAUCUAAUCCCAGUAAAUAUUUCAUUCCAGUUUAAUCCAACAGUAAUUUGACUUAAAGUUUGUAUCCUCACAUUUCCACCAGAUAGAUGCCAGAUCAGAAUCACUGCCAUCCUAAAGUUUAAACGUUCUUUAUCAUCCACGCUUCGAUCCAAACAGAUAAUACUUUAUUUUACAUCCCAGCACUUUAGCAUAGUGUCAAAAAAUGUCCUAAACAUUUUUUUAAAACUUUAGGAAAGUGACAGUAAAUGACAGAAAAUUCAGCUUUUAUUUACUUUCUGUUCCUGCUCAAGGUAAAAAGUGUUGAUUUGAAAAUUAAGAGCCAUUUUAUGUCCAAUGUGUAUUUUUCAUAUGAUGAGUGAAUCAAUGUAAAUCAGUAUUUUGUAUAAUACCUAACAGGUGAUGUACAGUUAAGUUAAUGACUGGUAAGGUCCAGGUGUUUGGACACAGUGCUGUGAUGGUGCCACAGAAGUGAAGUGACUGUUUUUAAAGAGGAGUUUUCAGACAUUUUGAUGGUGUGAAAAUGUUGUUCAGAUGUUGAUGAAGUCUUCAGAUUCUGGAGGAAAAUCCCAGCUGAGAGGUUUGUUCUUUUCAUACUUUUUAUUUUGGCCUCAUGCUGUUUGUUUCUUCUCUACCCAGUACCAACCUUUUAGUUUUUAUUUUUUAGAUUUCUGUCUUUUCAGUGCCAUUUCUUUGUCUUAUUGUCUAUUUGGUUUUUUGCUCGCUCUUCUUUAUUGUUCUCUCUCUGGGGGUAGUGUUGUGCCUUAGCUGUACUCCUGUUUUAGGAAACCCUCUCUGAAAGCAUCAAAACUGUCUCAAAUAUCCAAAAACCAAAAAAAGAAUUGUUGUGAAUGCCUUAUAAAUGACCGUAGUGGUUUUGAAGUACAAUUUUGGAAAUAAAACAGAAUCUCCCUUUA